Molecule: messenger RNA, 1215 nt
Organism: Corvus hawaiiensis (hawaiian crow)
Lineage: Eukaryota; Metazoa; Chordata; Aves; Passeriformes; Corvidae
Product: 2-oxoglutarate dehydrogenase, mitochondrial-like
Exons: 5
Coding region: 100-795 (231 amino acids)
Biological process (GO): tricarboxylic acid cycle
Cellular component (GO): oxoglutarate dehydrogenase complex; mitochondrion
Molecular function (GO): oxoglutarate dehydrogenase (succinyl-transferring) activity; thiamine pyrophosphate binding
Source: RefSeq, a predicted model, not a curated record
GGGGCGGGGCGGGGCCAGAGAUCGGGGCCGCUGUCAGAGCCGGGGCCACGAGCGGGCUGCGCGGACGUGCCGGAACUUGUGUGAGGCAACAGGACAAAAAUGCUUAACUUAAGGACUUGUGCGGCAAAGCUGAGGCCGUUGACGGCCUCCCAGACUGUAAAGACAAUUUCCCAGCACAGACGGGCAGCACCUAGGACGUUCCAACAGCUCAGGUGCUACAGUGCACCGGUGGCUGCUGAACCGUUUCUGAGUGGGACUAGUUCUAACUAUGUGGAGGAAAUGUAUUAUGCUUGGCUGGAAAAUCCCAAAAGUGUACAUAAGUCAUGGGACAUCUUUUUUCGCAACGCCAAUGCUGGAGCUGCUCCAGGCACUGCUUACCAAAGCCCCCCUCCACUGACUACCAGCCUCUCCACCCUGUCCCAAGCGCAGUCCCUGGUUCAGGCACAGCCUAACGUGGAUAAACUGGUGGAGGACCAUCUUGCAGUGCAGUCUCUCAUCAGGGCAUAUCAGAUUCGAGGGCAUCAUGUAGCACAACUCGAUCCACUGGGCAUCUUGGAUGCAGAUCUGGACUCCUCCCUUCCAGCCGAUAUUAUCACAUCCACAGACAAACUGGUUGCCGGCAGCAGCAGCAGCAGUGCAGUCCUGCCACCCUCCGGCUGUCACCCCAGUACCCAGCUCAUGUUUCUUCAGCCAGUGCCAUCACUGAUCGUGCUGACCCAGAAGCAAAAAGCCCAGAAGGGCUGGAAGCAAUUGCAUCUCCUGGAAUUGCAAAGCAGAGAGGUUUUGUGUUGGUGAGAGCUGGAGGUCUGUUCUCUCAGCUCCUCUUGCUGCACUUGGGGACCCUCAGAGCUGGGGGUGAACGUACUGGGUUCAUCUCUGCAGGGCUGAGGCUGCCCUCCUGAACUUCCAGCUUGCCCCAGCAUCUCUAAAUCCUUUAGCUGCCUUUUUUCCAAGACUGAGCUAUGAGUCCCUACUGGUGAUCAUAACAAGGAAGCUUUGGGAUGCAUUCCUGUCCAAGUAGAGAGGCGGAAAUCCAAAUGUGUUUGAGUGAGAGCUGCAUGGGUGUUGUACAGAAGUGUGUGUGUGGUCCCCAGGACUUGAAAUCCUGAUCUGAAAGUGCUUAAACCCAGCACCUCUCCAUGUGCCUUAGAGCUGAUUUCUGUAGUUUGCUACCAUUCUCCCAGCCAGGAUGAGGUUGCUGAACUCUGCCAGCUC